Molecule: messenger RNA, 1193 nt
Organism: Pelagomonas calceolata
Lineage: Eukaryota; Pelagophyceae; Pelagomonadales; Pelagomonadaceae
Source: the annotation of a GenBank genome assembly
CGCAUGCGCUUCAUCGACAAAAACGCGUCAGGAGCCACCGCUGAACGCCGACAGACGUGCUAACUGCGCCUUAUUGCUCCUCACAGCCGAGCCAAACCACAGGGCACGGCGCCGCGCCGCGCACAGCCCCACCAGCCCACAUCGGCUCACACAAGCUCAUCGGACAGCGCACGACGCCAGCCGCCGCGAAAAAUGUCCUUCUGGUCCCAGAAAACAGCAGCCAUCGGCCAGAAGAAGUAUGGCCUCGUCAAGAAGCAGGGGAGCGCCCUCCAGCCCCAAAGCGCCGCCGUCGCCGCGCUGUUCGGAGGUGGCGACGAUGAUGAACCAAGAGACCAAAAAAAGGAAGUGGCCCAGCAGAUGCGCGACUUAGGGGCGGCCCAACGUAAAAGAGCCGCAGCACAAGCCGCGCAGGCCGCAGCUGUAGAUCCUUCAAUAUAUGAUUACGACGGCGUCUACGACCAGAUGAAAGAGGACGAGCGCAAGAAAAUCUCGGCGCGGAGCGGCCUGAGCAAUACGAACCACUCCAAACCUGGGGCGAGAUAUAUUGGGAGUCUGAAGCAAGCCGCGAAAGUGCGAGAACGGGAAUUUGACAGAGUCUACGAGCGCCAACUCCUCAAGGAGCAGGAACAAGAUAAGGAUACAUAUGGCGACACGGAGCGCUUCGUCACGGCGGCCUACAAGAAACAGCUCCAAGAAAGCAGAAAGUGGGACGCCGAGGACCGCAGGAUGGACGAGGUCGAGGAACGGACCUCGGCCCAGACGUCGGGCAUGGCCGGCUUCUACUCUAAUUUACUUACUAGGAAUAUUGCCGCGGGCGCGGACGUCGAGAAGGCCGCCGUGUCGUCGUACACGCACGGCUCGCGGCGGAACGCGUUCGUGGACGAAGGGCCGUCAUCGGUCGUGCCACGGCAGGAGGAGGACGCCGCCGCGUCUGCGUUGGCGCGGUUCGACGAUGCGGUGCCGCCGUCGGCGGACGACGAGCGCAAGGCGCGGGCGGCCUUCGCGGCGUCGCGGGGCUACGACGCCGUCGCGGAAAGACUGGCCAAGGUCGAGGACGAGGAGGUGAAGCCUCCUCCUCCUCCAGUCGUGGAGGCGCCGCAGGUCGCGCCGCAGGACGCGGCCGCGGCGGCGCGCGAGCGGUUUCUCGCGCGGAAGCGCGAGCGGGCCGCGCGGGGUAAGUGAGUAGUGUGUGA